UAAAUCUUUCUUGCGACGAUGGAUAAAAGAAAGAAAGAGAGAGAGAGAAAAAAAAGAAAGGAAAAAAAAAAAGGAGAAAAAGAAUGGAAAAAUUCUUCUCUAUUUACGAAGGACACUUCGUCGUGAUCAGUAUUCACAUAGUGCACCACGAACAUAGAGGAAGAUACGAAGAAGAAUAAAUAAAAGAAAGGAAGAAACAAAAAAAAAAAAAAGAAUAUACACAAAUUAGGCGAAAGAAGAAGAAGAAAAAGAAAAGAAAAGAAAAGAAGUGUAAAAUAUCGUAGAUAAUGAUGUUAACAGAAAAUUCGAUAAGUGGUCCGAUAGAAUUUGGUUUACGUUUGAUCGGUCUUUGGCCAAAUUAUACUUACGCGAUAUUUCAUAGAAUUUUUUGGACUAUGACUAUGAUAUUUGUUCUUUUUUCCGAAUACGUAUACGUGGUGAUGCAUAUUAAAACUGACGAGCUGCCUGAUCUCAUGGAUUCAUUGACUAUCACGUUGUCCAAUAGUUUACUAUUUAUUAAACUUAUAAUACUUUGGUUCAAUGAUCGAAUUUUCGAGGAUAUUUUAAUAAUGAUAAUAGAAGAUUACAAGAACAAUGACGAAAGAAAUAAUCGUGAAAGAAUGAAGAAGAAAGUUAUUCUCUCUCAACGUUUCGCAAGUUGUACAAUUAUAUUAUAUUCGACAACGGUUAUAUUAUUUUCGAUAUCCGUAAUUUUUGCAUCUGAGAGAGUACCAGUACUUAAGAUGGAAUUACCAUUCGACUCAAUGAAAUCACCGAUUUACGAGAUAGUAUCAAUAUUACAAUUUAUACAAGAAUUAAUAUUUGCCUCGACUUCGGGUCUAUUGAAUGGUUUGAUCGUGACCUUGAUGCUUCAUCUUGGUGGACAAGCAGAAAUCAUGUGUCAAAGACUCGGCGAUAUCUCAUUGGAAAUAAUCAAUGGAAAAUCUUGCAAGGAUAAUUUGGGAUCGUUGAUCUAUGCACAUCAAAGGAUUAUUAAUUUUUCUACUUGCGUCGAAAGUGUAUUCAAUUAUAUCGCUUUGAUACAAUUCCUAUCGAAUACUUUGGCCAUUUGUUUUUCUGGAUUCGUGAUAAUAACGUCCUUCGACUCCGAUCAAGGCUCAGUAAUAUUGGCAAAGACUUUACCAUACUACACUGUGGUCAAUUUGGAAGCGUUCAUUCUUUGUUUCGCUGGCGAAUAUCUCACCUCGAAGGGAAAAGCUAUCGGUGAAGCCGCAUACACGUGCACUUGGUACGAACUAAGGCCGAAUGAAAGCCGAUAUUUCUUGCUUUUGAUACUGAGAUCUCAGAAAAGAUUGACGAUCACUAUCGGAAAAUUCAUGGAUUUAUCUUUGGAAUGUUUCGCCAGUAUACUACAUACAGGCGGGCAAAUUGAAAUAAUGUGUCAGACAAUCGAGGAAUUAAUGAAUAAGAUCGACAACGAACAUGGCACUUAUUUGAAUGUAUUGAAAAAAUUGAUCGUCAAACACGACAGAAUUAUAUUGUUUUCCGUUUAUAUCGAAGAAUUGUUUACUUAUAUUGCUCUGUUGCAAUUUUUUUCUAAUACCAUGGCCAUUUGUUUCUCGGGAUUUGUUAUUAUGACGAUAUUACACGUUGGCGGACAGAUAGAUGUGAUGUGUCAAGAGAUAGAGGACAUGUUCGAUCAAUUUCAACAGGACGAAACGUCACGUUUGAUAACGUUGAAAUAUUUGAUAUUUAAACACGAUAGAAUAAUAUUGUUUUCGAGUUACAUAGAAGAUAUAUUCACUUAUAUAGCCUUGUUACAAUUUCUUUCUAAUACCAUGGCCAUAUGUUUCUCGGGAUUUGUUAUAAUGAUCUCUAUGGACACUAACGAGGCCGGUGCUGUAUUAGGAAAAACUGUUCCAUAUUAUAUGAUGAUUAACAUUGAAGCUUUUAUUCUGUGUUAUAUCGGUGAAUAUCUCAGUUCAAAGAGCCUAACUAUCGGAGUAGCAGCAUACAAUUUUCAAUGGUACGAAUUAAAUCCUAAAGAGAGUAAAUACAUCUUGUUGUUGAUAUUACGAGGACAAAAAAAAUUGACCAUCACUAUUGGCAAAUUUUUGGAUUUGUCUUUGGAAAGUUUUGCCAGUAUCUUGAAAGCUUCGGCAUCUUAUGCAUCGGUGUUACACGCGAUUCCGAUAAAUCGACUGGUAGAGUACAGUCUUCGUUUUAUUGGUCUCUGGCCAGAUUAUUCCUACGUAAUAGCUCAUCGUUUCUUAUGGAUAAUAACAAUGUCUUUAACUCUUAUCUUUCAAUAUUGGUACGUCAUUGUAAAUUUGAAAUCCGACGAUUUGCCAGAUCUUAUGGAUUGCUUGAGUAUAACAAUGUCGAAUACCGUGUUUUUCAUUAAGUUAAUUAUACUCUGGAUGAAAAAUCGUGUCUUCGAUGAUAUUUUGAAAAUGAUGAUCAAUGAUUGGUUGGAUUCCAUUGAUAAAAAGGAAAAUCAUGAAACGAUGUCUAAUAGGGUGAAACUGUCACAACGUUACUCGAGUUUCUUCGUUAGUUCUUAUUCGAUAGGGGUUACUUUUUUCUUAUCUUUCGCAUUGUUCACCCAAGAAAGACAGCUUAUAUUAAAGAUGGAAUUACCAUUCGAUACUACGAAAUCACCGAUCUACGAAUUGAUCAAUGUAAUUCAAUUCAUUCAAGAAUUUAUGGCAGCUUCGAUGUCAAGUAUGUUAAGUGCAUUACUUGUCACCUUGAUACUACACGUUGAUGGUCAAGUUGAGAUAAUAUGUCGUCAAUUAUCAAAUAUAUCGUCGAUCAUUCGAAAAGGCGAAUACGAUAGUGAGAUAUUAAAAAUAUUGAUAUACAAACAUCAAAAGAUCAUUGCUUUUACGGAUAAUAUUGAAAAUAUAUUCACGUAUAUAGCACUGAUUCAAUUCUUAUCGAAUACACUUGUUAUUUGUUCCCUCGGAUUUAUGAUAGUUACGUCUUUAGAUUCCGAUCAAAGAAACGUAAUCUUAGCAAAAACUGUACCUUAUUACGUUCUAGCAAAUCUUGAAGCAUUUGCACUUUGUUACGCCGGUGAAUAUCUAAGUUCUAAGAGCACAGAUAUCGAGAAAGCAGCUUAUCAUUUGAAUUGGUACGAAUUGGAUCCAAGUGAUAGUCGAUUUAUAUUGGUUUUAAUGAUCAGAUCACAAAAACGAUUUGUCAUAACUACUGGAAAAUUUAUGAAUUUAUCAUUGGAAGUGUUUGCAAGCAUGUUAAAGGCAUCUGGAUCAUACGUGUCGGUUCUUUAUGCGAUGUAUUAAAGAUUCAUUUUAAUUAUAAAUAACAUCUUUCACGACUAUAUUUUAAUAUUGAGUUAUACUCAGUAAUAUUGAGUAUAACUCUAAUCUAAAUUACGAAUGCUUAUUAUUAAUAAUUAUUAUAUAUUUAUAAUUAUGAUUUGUUUCUUUUUUUUAUUUACUUAUUUUUAUUUUUAUCAAAUUAUUAUUAAUUACGACUACGAUAGAAUUAAUGAACGUUGAACUU
Molecule: messenger RNA, 3489 nt
Organism: Vespa velutina
Lineage: Eukaryota; Metazoa; Arthropoda; Insecta; Hymenoptera; Vespidae
Exons: 16
Coding region: 288-3266 (992 amino acids)
Biological process (GO): detection of chemical stimulus involved in sensory perception of smell; sensory perception of smell
Cellular component (GO): plasma membrane
Molecular function (GO): olfactory receptor activity; odorant binding
Source: RefSeq, a predicted model, not a curated record